Messenger RNA from Cornus florida, 2136 nucleotides. RefSeq lists its product as uncharacterized. NCBI's taxonomy places the organism in Eukaryota, Viridiplantae, Streptophyta, Magnoliopsida, Cornales, Cornaceae. The record is from RefSeq and is a predicted model, not a curated record. Gene Ontology annotation, molecular function: zinc ion binding. Bases 1 to 2136 code for a protein of 711 amino acids. The transcript is spliced from 6 exons.
AUGUCUAAAAAGUAUACAAUUGAGAUACAUUAUGAUGAAAAAUUUAAUAAGGACCACUAUUAUUAUAUUGGGGGGAAAGUUGAUGAAUUUGAUAAUUGUGAUCCUGAUUGCAUGUCAUAUUUUGAAAUUGAAGAUAUGUUGACACUACUGAACUUAGAUCCCAAAAGUGAAGUUUAUUAUAGAGACCUUAGUAAUGGAAAUCCUGUGUUCAUAGUCUCUGAUAAUGCUGCAACUGAGAGUGAGGAUAACAAUGGUCAUAUUGAAGCUUUAUGGGGUCAAGUAGAAGACUUAGAUGGAGAUUCUGUAUAUGCACCAAGUGAUGAGUUGUGGAGUGUUCAUAGCUCAUCAGAUGAGGAAGUUGAUAGCAACAUUAGGGUUACUAAAUAUGUUGUUAAGAGGGAUUUGGGCAUUAAACCCUUAGAAAUUGGGAUGAAGUUUGCAUGUGCAGAUGAUUUUAGGGUAGCAUUGAGGGACCAUGCUAUAAAACACAAGUAUGAUUUCAGGCUUCAGAAAAAUGAGAAAAAUAGGAUUACUGCUGUGUGCAUUAGUAAAUGUGGUUGGAGGAUUCAUGCCUCAAAGAAUAGCAGUGAUAAUACCUUUCAAAUCAAGACAUAUAGAAGUACACACCACUGUAUUCCACCUGAAACAAAUAGACAAGUAACAUCUAGGUACAUAGCCAAGCACUACAUAAACCAAUUCAGAGUGGACCCAACUUGGAAGAAUUGUGGUUUAAGUGGCUUGAUUGAAAAGGAUUUUGAGACACAAGUUUCUAGAUUCAAGGUAAGCAGAGCUAAGGCAAAAGCCUUGGAAAUGAUUAAAGGUAAUUUUAAAGAGCAGUUUAUAAAAAUCAGAGAGUACUGUGAGCUUGUUAUGCAGACAAGUCCUGGUAAUGUAUGCAAAGUGAAAACUGAAAUUGACAGAGUAAAGAAAGGAGGACAGUUGUUAAGUGCUGUUGGUAGGGACCCAAAUGAUAGUUAUUACCCAAUUAUUUUUGCAGUGGUGGAGGUUGAGUCAAAAGCCACUUGGCAGUGGUUUAUUAAUGAGUUGAUGGCAAUCAUUGGUCCCCCUUAUCAGUUAACUUUUAUCUCUGACAGACAAAAGGGAUUGGUUGAUGUGUUAGACAGGUUGUGUGAGAAUACUAACCAUAGGUUUUGUGCUAGACACAUGUAUGAAAAUUUUAGGAAGAAAUUUCCAUAUCUCAAAUUGAAAACUGAAUUCUUGAAUGCUUCUAAUGCAUUUACACUUGAGGUGUUCAAGAAUUACAUGACAAACAUUAAGAAGAUGAACAACAAUGCUUUUGAGUGGCUGAACAGAAUCCCUCACCAUUUAUGGUCCAAGUGUGGCUUUACAGUGGACUCAAAGUGCGAUUUAAAUAGCAAUAACAUGUGUGAGUCUUGGAAUAGGCAGAUUCUAGAGGAUGAAGUGGAUAAAUUGAGGCUAGAUUCUAGAAAAUGUCAUGUGCAACCUACAGGACCACAAUUAUAUGAGGUUGACAGUAAUGGGGAGAAUGAUGCAGUUGAUAUGACAAACAGAAAAUGCAAUUUUAGGGUUUGGGAGGUCACUGGUAUACCUUGCAUACAUGUAGCAGCUGUUAUCAAUUCUAGGAGAGGCAAUAUUGAAGACUAUGUGAGUCAUUACUACCAAAGGGAGACACACCUUAACAUAUAUGCCCAUAUUGUGAAGCCACUUUGUUUGAGAAAAAUUCUGAACAUUGAAGGAUAUCCUCCAAUACUCCCACCAUUGAGAGAAAAACCAAAAAUGGGAAGGCCAACAAAGCAAAGAAUAAAGAGUGCUGAAGAACUGAGAGAUAUCAAAGCUAAAAAGGCUGCUUCUGGGAAAUUGAACUUUCAAGUGAGGCGUGGAAAGUGUAAGAUGGAAGGGCACAAUGUCAGAAGCUGCAAGAAUGAUGUAGCACCUUCUAAACCACCAAGAAGCAAAGGUGGAAGGCUUCUUUUGAAAAGGACUGGGUUGUUUGUGGGAGAAAGUAGCAGUGGGGGAGGUGCAAGAUCAGUUAGAGCUAAAGGACAUGCAACUGUGCAACAAGAGGUUACUUAUGUGUCCCAAUCUGAAACACUUGGAAUUGACCCUACACUUGCUACCCAGGAAUCUAUGGACAAUGGACAGUGGUUGAACUGA